AUGGUGAACAGAAUCGAAUUCAACGUUGACCAGGCUGCGGAUUAUGUGCAGUCAGCGAAAAAAGAAACGAAGAAAGCGGUUAAAUAUCAGAGCAAAGCAAGGAGGGUACGUUGGUUACAUUUUGAUCUAAACUAGGGGAAUUUUUGAAUCUAGAUAUUAAUAUUAUUAUAUUUAUAUUUAACCAAGAUACUCCCAUCACCAAACUGCUUUUCAGUGGGGUCCUACAAUUAGAAACUUCAAUGAUCUAUUACAGUAUAACAUGCAAUAACAUACAUUAUUUACGACACAAUAAUUUAUCCAGGGUGCGAUUAUUCGCGUACUUACGUACCGGAGGUACGCCAAUAUUACUGUCUGGUACUUCUUUGUUUUCAGUCACGUACCACGUAGGUACGCGGAACUCUUGCUAUCUGCGUACUUAUUUUUUGCUGGUAGCACAUGACCUUUCCAAGUCCAAGGUAUUCAGUACCGUAAUUUAGUUGGUAUAUCAUGUGUCUGAGAUGUCUUGGCAUGAAACAUGAUUGCACUGAUGGCACUAAGAAACGUUGGAGUCGGUUGUUUGAAAUAGCAAAACACCCUUUUCAAAUAGCAAAACUCCCGUUUCAAAUAGCAGAACUCCCGUUUCAAAUAGCAAAACUCCCGUUUCAAAUAGCAAAACUCCCUUUUCAAAUAGCAAAACUCCCUUUUCAAAUAGCAAAACUCCUUUUCAAAUAGCAAGACUCCCUUUUCAAAUUGCAAAACACCCUUUUCAAAUAGCAAAACUCCCUUUUCAAAUAGCAAAAUUCCGUUUGCUAUCUCGUAGUCUGAACAUACUUUUCAGAAACCUGUACUUUAUGAACCUUACUUUUAAAGACUAAGUACACAUUGAGUACUGAGUUUGUUCUAGCGCAAGUACGCGGCAACAACUAUUGGCGUACCAGUCAGGUACGACUAAAAAUCUUGAAUGAUUGCACCCUGAUUUAUCUAAAUAAGUAAAAUUAGACAAACAAAUGGGAUAUAAAGAAUAAUUGCAAGGAAUAUUGCACAUGCAAACAUUACAAUUGACUCCAGCAUUGUCUGUUUGACGCUAAGACAUGUCAGACUUACACAUAUACAUACUUAAUUACGGUUUUAGAAAAUUGGCUGGUUAUAUAGUGAUAAAGCGAAAUGUAAGUAUACGCAGUGGUACACACGUCAAAACGCACAAGUUGUAACAAACCUGCAGCAGACUUGUAGCAAUGCUGUUCCAACAACUUGUCAACAGGAUGUGUUCGCACUGCUUGUUCCCAGCUUGUUGACAACUCGCUACAAGGUUGUUGAGCUCAACAGACUUGUUGCAAGUUGUUCCAACAACUAAUUCAACAAUUUGUCAACAAGUUGUGAGUGACAACCUUGUAGCAACUUCUUAAAAUAACAGCAUUGUUACAACUUGUUGGCAGGCUUGCUACAAGCCUGUUGUGAACACAUCUUGUUGACAAGUUGUGAGAUUUGUAUGUGUGUACUUGACAGACCAUACUAUUGAGUAAUGUCCUGACAUGAUUUUUCUUUCUUGUAGAAAAAAAUCAUCGUAUUCAUUCUCAGUAGCGUAGCCAGCCCGACGAUUUAGUCCCGCUAUGUAAAUAUUUUCGUGUUCAUUGACUGUGAAAACAAUCAAUUUCUAAAGAAAUGAAUAAUGAUAAUAAUUUUGAAUUUACAUAGCGGGACUAAAUCGUCGGGCUGGCUACGCCACUGUUCAUUCUGUGUUUGAUUCUACUGGGUAUCAUCAUCACAAUAGUCGUCGUAACACAACAGAAUUGAUAGUUUUUCUUUUUUGUAGAAAAAGAUCUGCGUAUUUGUUCUCUGUUUGGUGCUACUUGUUAUAAUCGGCGUGAUAAUCGCGACCCAGGUAUAG
Paramuricea clavata is the source of this 1867-nucleotide messenger RNA. NCBI's taxonomy places the organism in Eukaryota, Metazoa, Cnidaria, Anthozoa, Malacalcyonacea, Plexauridae. The record is from the annotation of a GenBank genome assembly.